AUGCUCUCACGUGUUGCUGCAGUGAAGGCACCCCGCACACACAACCGUCGCCGCGUGACCGGAUCCAGCGGAAGGAGGAGGGAAGGAGGAGAGAGUGAGCCGCAGAGGCCCAACAUGUCCCGGCGUGUGUUUACUUCCGUGCUUCUGCUUCUCUUCGUCGUGAUGAUGUGCUGCGGCACUGGAGCUGCAACCGCUGAUGUGGGGGCGGCAGAAGCUAAGGGAUUUUCACCGGAGAAACCGUUUCAUUGGAGGGAUGUGAAAAAAGAUGGGGGAACAGUGAGUUCUUUACGUGCUCCAGUUCUUGUUGAGGUGAAUGGCGGUGUGUUUGCCGUUGUUGAAGCGCAGUGCAAGAAGGGUGAAAAAAGAUUUACUGGGAUUGCCUCGAAGCUCCUGACGUUGACCGACGAAACAUUAAAAGAGGAUUUGGAUGCAACUCAAUUGAAGACACAAUUACUGGUGGAAUGCUCUUCCGACGAUGUGAAACCCGGCUGCCGUGUGGCGGUUCAGGAAUCUGGUUCUCCAAACGAGCAGAUAGUAGAUGUGGGCCGACCAACAACAGUUGUUGAGGGAAACGAUAUUUACAUGCUUGUUGGAAAACACAGCCAUGAAAAUCUCGCUGAAUGUAAGGCCACGAGCGAGAAGUUCAAAUCGGGAAUGUUGCUGGUGAAGGGUGAGGUCAGUGGUGAAGGCGGUAACAAACAAAUCCAUUGGAACGAUACUCACGGUGUACCGUGCACUCUAGGCGACCACCAAAACUCCUUGAAGCGGCUGAUCGGCGGUGGUGGAUCGGGUCUUAAGAUGAAGGACGAUACGAUUUUGUUUCCAGUGGAAGGCACGAAAAAGGAAGGUGACGCAGAAGAGGAUGGAAAGACCGUUUCGCUGAUCAUAUACUCCUCGAGUACUUCUGAGAGUUGGAAGCUAUCAAACGAGGUUCCUGCCGAUGGCUGCAGUGAUCCCUCGGUCGUGGAGUGGGAGAAGGACAAAAAACUCAUGAUGAUGACUGCGUUUGGUGAUGGCCGCCGCAGGGUGUACGAGUCCGGUGACAAGGGGGAAUCGUGGACGGAGGCGCUCGGGACACUCUCGCGCGUGUGGGGCAACAAACAUGGCGAAAAAGCGAAGGGCGUUAGAAGCGGGUUCAUCACGGCGAAGAUUGACGGUGUUGAUGAUAAGAGAAAUGUGAUGCUCGUCACUCUGCCGGUGUAUUCCAAGGAGGCUGAUACAGGAGGCGCUCAAAAGGGAAAACUCCAUCUUUGGCUGACGGACAAUACGCACAUUGUUGAUAUUGGACCGGUAUCCGGAGAAGGAGACGAGGAGGACGUUGCCGCCAGCUCCCUGUUGUACAGAAGUGGUAAAGAUGGUAAAAAUAAGCAGGAGUUGAUUGCACUGUACGAGAAGAAAGGCGAUGAGAAAGAAACAUCAACCGGUAUGGUCUCUGUGCUUCUGACUGCGCAGCUGGAGCGGGUGAAGGAGGUGCUGACGACAUGGAAUGAAGUGGACAAACGUGUUUCCCAGCUGUGCCCUUCAGAGAGUGAUGUGGAGACUAUCUCACCUGGCAAUGCCUGCAGCCCUACUGUUAAGAUCACGGAUGGGCUGGUUGGCUUUUUGUCCGGCAACUUGUCUGAUGGCACAUGGAAAGACGAGUACCUCGGGGUGAACGCCACAGUGAAGGGGAAUGAUGGGGGUAAUAAGGCAACAUUGCAUGCCAGCGGAGUGAAGUUCCAGGGAGCGUGGGCGGAGUGGCCCGUUGGCAAGCAGGGGGAGAAUCAGCUGUACCACUUUGCGAACUACAACUUCACUCUUGUGGCGACGGUGUCCAUCCACGGUGAGCCGAGGGGAGAUACCUCCAUUCCUUUGAUGGGUGCGAAGAUGAAUGACAGCGGGAAGACUGUGCUCCUGGGACUGUCGUACAACGGCGGAGGUAAGUGGGAGUUGUCUUGCGGUGGCGGAAAGACCGAGGAGCACAGCAGCGAUUGGGAGACAGAGAAAUCAGAGCACGUGGUAAUUUUGUUACGGAACGGCAACCAGAGCUCUGCGUACGUCGAUGGAAAGCUCGUGGGGAGUGCAGAAUGUGAAUGUGAAAACACGAAGGAUAAGGAGAUCUCACACUUCUACAUUGGAGGGGAUGGAGGCAGCGCAGAGGGCCAAGAAGGCGAGUCUGUGACUGUGACGAACGUCCUGCUGUACAACCGUCCGUGGACUGAAGAGGAGGUUGGCGCCCUCAACCCGAAUAAAGUCCCCAUUACGUCUCCGGUAACCGAAAAUAUGCCGGAUACCAUGUUGCAGUCUUCUGCGAAACCACAGCCGUCGGAACAGGAAACGUUGACGACGAAUAUUGGUGGUGUCGGUGGCGUUUUAUCCAGAGCAGCUUCCACUGCUACGACUCCCUCGUCUGAUUUUGCCCAAGAGGCGGCAACAAGGAGUGGAGAUACGAUGCUGGGAAAUGGAUCACCCCAAACUCCUGAGGUGGGCGUGAGCUCUGGUGCGAAUGAGGAGACGACGGAAGGGAGGGAUGGGCAGAAAGAGGGAAUCCAUGCACAGCACGGCGAAGUAAAUGCCACGGCACUCAGCAGAAGUCUCGGAAAUGUGUCGCAGGGAAAUAACAGCGAUGCCGGCACUGUGCGUGGGAGCGGACUGCUGCCAUCGCUGCUUCUUCUGCUGUUGGGACUGUGGGUGUUUGCGGCUCUGUGA
Molecule: messenger RNA, 2688 nt
Organism: Trypanosoma cruzi
Lineage: Eukaryota; Euglenozoa; Kinetoplastea; Trypanosomatida; Trypanosomatidae
Product: trans-sialidase, putative
Exons: 1
Coding region: 1-2688 (895 amino acids)
Molecular function (GO): exo-alpha-sialidase activity
Source: RefSeq, a predicted model, not a curated record